This is a messenger RNA of Prunus dulcis (almond), 1015 nucleotides long. Its product is annotated as selT-like protein. Bases 62 to 742 code for a protein of 226 amino acids. Gene Ontology annotation, cellular component: endoplasmic reticulum membrane. NCBI's taxonomy places the organism in Eukaryota, Viridiplantae, Streptophyta, Magnoliopsida, Rosales, Rosaceae. Gene Ontology annotation, molecular function: thioredoxin-disulfide reductase (NADPH) activity. The record is from RefSeq and is a predicted model, not a curated record. The transcript has 4 exons. Gene Ontology annotation, biological process: cell redox homeostasis.
GAACCAUUUUCGUCUGUACACACUCUCUCUCUUCGUCGUCUGUACUCUGUAAACUCUAGCAAUGGAUCGCACACAGAUUCUUCUGCUAGGGUUACCGCUCUUCCUCUUCUGCACCGACCUCCUAAACCUCUUCGCUCCACCUCCACCUCCGCCCCAUAAGCCUCCCCACCAUCACCAUCACCAUCACCACCUUCAACACCAACCAUCACCAGUUGCCAAAGACUUCCCCUCACAGAAACCAAGCGCUGUUGGACUCGGAGCCGGCAGCACAGUCAAGAUUAGUUUCUGCACCUCUUGCUCUUACAAGGGGAAUGCACUAACAAUAACAAAGAUGUUGGAGUCUUCUUUUCCUGGAAUUCAUGUUGUUCUUUCGAAUCACCCCCCACCCCUUCCAAAGCGUGUGCUCAGCAAGUUGGUUCCCGUUGCUCAAGUUGGAGUUUUUGGGAUAGUAAUGGCGGGCGAGCACAUUUUUCCAAUGUUGGGGAUUAUGACACCCCCGCCUUGGUAUUACUCUCUGCGUGCAAAUAGAUUUGGGACCAUUGCAUCCACUUGGCUUCUUGGCAAUGCAUUGCAGUCUUUCCUCCAAGGCACUGGUGCUUUUGAAGUUUUCCUCAACGAUGAAUUGGUUUUCUCUAAGCUGAAGGAGGGAAGAUUCCCAGGUGAGAUUGAACUAAGGGAUGACAUUGCCGCGAAGUUGGGUAGUUCAAGAAUCACAGAUGGCCUUGGAGCUGCAGCUCCCUAGUCUUUCAGUUGGGUUUUGUAAGUCUGAAUCCUUGCGGUUGGAGUUGUAAUCUUGCAUAAGUUAAAGACUUCAAGCUGGUUGAGUAGCAGGUUCAAGGCUUCAAGCUGGGUGGUGCCAUGACUUGUUACCUGUCAUACAAAGUACAAACCUCAAUUGAAUGUUUUGCAGAUAGGUUGUGCCUAUGAUAAUCAUAUUAUGCAUAUUAACCGAGACAGGCUGAAACUUGUUAGGCAAUUUCGUUUGAUGGAAUAUAAUUCCCGUAUUUACUCAAAA